AUGAGUGCUGAAAGUGCAUGUGCUAUUUAUGUCAAGAGCUGGAAUAACAAGUUUGCUCUCUCACUCUGUUUUUGUGGUGCCACCCAUUCAAGUUACGUCUUGCUUGCUUAGGUAGAAGCAUUCGUCUGUGGUAACUUCUCAGAGUUAAUGGAGAGCUUCAAGCCGUAUUAUUUAACUCAUCUGACAGAAGAAAUACCAGCUGCUUUCCGAGAUCCAGUUAAGUCAUCUCAUCCUGUUGGAGAUAUGCAUGAAACCAGUAGGGAUGGUCUAGGGGGAGGUCAUGUUUCUGCGAUACAGGAUGAAGCAAGCGUUCCAGGUACAAACACAGAACUGUUGAGGCCAGCUCCAUCCACGCUUAACGAGAGAGAUGAACAGCUAGAAGGCAGUAAUAAUAGCAGUGUGAUGGAGCAAACUAAUGGAAUAGAACAACUGAGCCUGGAGUCAAAAGAUCAAUCUUUAAGCAAGCCUAUUCGGGCGUACUUAGAUGAAGGUCUGCCGGAUCUGCUCAGGAGUGGGAGUCCUCUCCGGAGAAGAGUAUCAAGCCCAAUGUCAGACACGUUAAAGCAGAUGCGCCGGGACGUGGAACUUUCUCGGCGUAGGAGUAUAAGACUGAAGGCUCAAGUGGAUAAACUUCAGGAGCAGAGUCAAGAUGGGCUUGUCUGGAGUCAGCACAGAGAACGGGUGACCGAGGAAAUUCAGUCCAUUGUAAAGCUCCUGAUCCCACUGACUGGUUCAGAGACAACAGCAGAUUUGCCCUCUGAAAGCAACUCACUGGAUAAUGCGCUGACUCAGUUGAAGACUGUUGCACGUACACUCGCUCUCAACCACGCAUCUCAGGGAACAGCUAAAAAUGGGACGACAGAUGAUGUCGGUGUAUUACAACAAGCUCUACGUGACCGAGAUGAUGCUCUUGCAAAGAAAAAAGCCAUGGAGACAGAGCUCCUGAAAUGCAAGAACGAACUGAUGUCACUGAACAAUCAGCUCCUGGAGGCGGUGCAGCGACGACUGGAGAUGGCUGUCGAGCUGGAGGCCUGGAAGGAUGAUGUGCAGACCAUCCUUCACCACCAGCUCCUGAGUCAGCAGCAGGCAGAACAGACCCAGAAGAAGUCCAGAGGUUUUGGCGUACUGCGACGCUCCAAACAGCCUAGUCCACUCCAGUCUCCAGUCCUGAGUCGGGCAUCUUCUCCUGCCUCUCGUUCCCCUAACACACCUGUGGCCCAGCGCUGGAAAGACAGACUGAUACGAGGACGUGCCAGUCAGCCUUCCUCUCCAGUCCUCAGCCAGCCAGAAAGCCCGUUCCAACUGGAUUCUUCAGGCAGCAGCAAAGACGAUAGUUUCCAAUCAGUCUCUCUUGACUAAGCAUUACUUAGUUAAUUUGUAUUAUAGACUACACAACUGUCUAAAAAACCUGAAGGUGUCAACUGCUGCUGAUUUCUCGUGAGUGUGUUGUUUUGGGAAUACAAAAUCUAUCUACAGAUUAGCUUGUGUGUUACUUGGUGCCAUAUUCCCGUAAACUGCUAUGCACAAAUUCUUUUGUUGUAAAUUAUACAGUAUAUACUUUUUAAAUAUGUAGAGAAUAAAAUGACUUUUAUCUAUAGAAACAUU
This is a messenger RNA of Clarias gariepinus (North African catfish), 1605 nucleotides long. It is a transcript of the gene bicdl2l, whose product is annotated as bicaudal-D-related protein 2-like. Lineage: Eukaryota; Metazoa; Chordata; Actinopteri; Siluriformes; Clariidae. The record is from RefSeq and is a predicted model, not a curated record. Bases 148 to 1359 code for a protein of 403 amino acids. Gene Ontology annotation, biological process: vesicle transport along microtubule; Golgi to secretory granule transport. The transcript has 6 exons.